Molecule: messenger RNA, 1935 nt
Organism: Didymodactylos carnosus
Lineage: Eukaryota; Metazoa; Rotifera; Eurotatoria; Philodinida; Philodinidae
Source: the annotation of a GenBank genome assembly
AUGACGGGAUACUCUUCACAUAGUCCAUGUGAUGAAACGCUUUGUGAUGAAUUGUCUACAUUAAAUUCAUCUUCAAAUGAGACUGGAAAUGCAUCAUUAUUAAUGAGAACAGUUAAUGUUCAAUAUAUUAGUCGAGAAUACAUUUUAAGAAACGGCAAAAAUCAUUUUAUUCGUCCAUCUCAACAAUGCCGAAAAACACCGACAUCAUCUUGCUCUGUAUUGGUGACAACAUCAUCAUCAUCAUCAUCGCCAGAGAAAAUACAAACAAGUGGAAAUAUGACUGAUGUACGAACAAUUAAUGCUCCAGAGAACAUAUCGAUUUCAUCAAAAAAUUUUAUUGAUUUAAACCCACGAAAUGUUGCCAUUAUCGAACUAAUUACAACCGAACAACGUUUUGUACAUGAUAUGAACAGUAUUCUUGAGAUGUACAUAAUACCCAUGCAAGAAUGUGAAAUUUUAACAUCAUCACAUGUCGACGCUUUAUUUGUUAAUUGGCGUUCAUUAACACGUUGUCAUGAAAAAUUAGUAAACACAUUAUUAUCCGAUUUGAAAACUGAUGGCGAUGCUUUACAAAUUGGUGAUAUUCUUUGCCAGUUUUUACCACAAUUGAUUGUUGAAUACGAGGUGUAUUUUCGUUUUCAUCAUACAUCUGUCAAAUGUUUUCGUGAUAGUUUGAAUAAUUGUAUAGAAUUUCGUACGUUUAUGCAAAAAACAAAACGAAAUAGUUAUGGAAUUGGAACGUUUGGCGAUGCCAAUAUUCUAACGUUACCAUUACAAAGAGUUGCUAAAUAUCCGUUUAUGAUUUCACAGAUUCUAAAAGGUACUACAAGCGAUCAUAAGGAUAUUAGUAAACUUCGUUUAUCAUUAGAAAAAUCAAAUGAAUUACGUAAAACGGUAAAUGAUGCUCUUGGCGAAGAAAUGAAUCGAACAAAAUUUGAAUGGAUACAAAAACAUGUCGAUUGUAAAAAAAUAAAUGAGGCAAAAUCGUCUCGUUUACUUUAUGCAAUGUUAUUCAGUGAUUUUCUCUUGCUUACACGUAUAAAACGACCUUUGUUAAUGAAAAUAUUAUUAAUAAUUAAGAAAACAAACGAGCGUUAUCAACAACAACAACGGUCAUCAUCAUCUACUAAUCAUUAUUCUACAAAAGAUUGGUUUGAAUCAACAGAAUCAGACUAUUUAGAUUUGAUUGUAUACAAAAAGCCAAUUAUGUUGCAUGAAAUAAAUUGUUUAAGCACAUAUCAAGAAAAUGCAUUUCAAAUUUUAUAUCGUGGAAGACAAAUGAUUUUUUAUACUAAUAAUAAUAAUGAACGUAUGCUAUGGACAAAAUGUAUUAGUGAAGCAGUUGACACUUGUCGACAAAAACGUCGUUUGGCCACAGUUGUACAUUCACCUAUAUCAAAUUUUGAUGUGACAAAACGCCCAUCUAUUGGAAAAGUUGUAAUACAAAUUGUUUGGGCAUCAAAUUUACCAUAUUCCGGUGUAGACAAGAAUGGUAACAAUCCAUAUUGUAUUGUUGAAAUGAACAAUAAUCAGCGUCAAAUAACACCCGUUCUUUACGAUUCAGUAUUUCCAGAAUGGAAUGUAUCAUUUGAGUUUUUUAUUUGUGAUUUAAAUAAAAACAUCAUAAAAUGUUCAAUAUAUGAUCGAAAACAAUUUUCAAUUGAUCGUUUACUUGGCUAUAUUGAGCUUCCCGUUUCUUCUUUGAUUGAUCGUCAACAGCAACAACAGCGUUUUUCUACAAUGGCUCCUGUCACAAAAACAACAACAAUAUCGUCAUCAUUAAAUUCGCUUGUCACAAUAUCUUGUUCAACGAAUUUAUCAGCAGGAUUUGGCGGUGUUUCAUCUUCUAAUUGGCAAAAUUUAAUAUUACUUUUGCAACGAUCAUCAAAUGGUGCUAAAUUGUAUAUUAAGUAUCAUAUUUGUUUAAAUGAUUAA